UUCGUCUAUUUAUAUACGAAGCAGAGGAUUUUUAUUAAGCAAAAGAAAGCGAUACAGAACUAAGCUUCGGUCAACAAAACAAAACUCCAAGGGAUUGGAGUUAAAAACCAACCCAGUUGAAGGAGAUUGAAGUAAACGACCCUAAUCUGGGAUUACAGUUGUAAAAGCAACAUAACCCAGAAAGAAAGAAAGAAAGAAAAACCCUUGAAUCCAGUAACCAAGAAAGCCCUCAAUUUUGGAAAAAAGUUUUGAACUUUACAAAGAGAAAGAGAAAAAAGAUGUUCUUCCACAUAGUACUGGAGCGGAACAUGCAGCUCCACCCUCGCCACUUCGGCCGCAACCUCCGUGACAACAUUGUCGCCAAGCUCAUGAAAGAUGUCGAGGGCACCUGCAGUGGUCGACAUGGGUUUGUAGUGGCAAUAACUGGAAUAGAGAAUAUUGGGAAAGGGUUGAUUCGUGAUGGAACUGGGUUUGUGUCCUUUCCAGUGAAGUACCAAUGUGUUGUUUUCAGACCCUUUAAAGGCGAGAUUUUAGAGGCUGUUGUUACUAUGGUCAACAAGAUGGGAUUUUUUGCUGAAGCUGGGCCUGUUCAAAUUUUUGUUUCAAACCAUUUGAUACCGGAUGAUAUGGAAUUCCAAUCUGGAGAUAUGCCAAAUUAUACAACUUCAGAUGGAUCAGUUAAGAUACAAAAGGAUAGUGAAGUCCGGCUGAAGAUAAUUGGAACUCGAGUUGAUGCUACAGAAAUUUUCUGCAUUGGUACCAUAAAAGAUGAUUUCUUGGGUGUGAUCAAUGAUCCUGCAGCGGCUUAGCGAAGUGGCUAGAUGAUGUUUUCUUUGCUUGUGUUACCUGCUUGUCUUGUAUUUUUAAAAAUUCCUGUUGUAUAAUAUUAAUCAGGAUUAUUCGUACUACACUCUAGGGGGCUACUUAGUGAUGCUGAAUCAUUGUUGGAUAGAAUUUUUUGUGUCUGCAUUGCUGAAUCGCUGAAUUGGUUUUAGUUUCUGGUUUACUGAAUUUAGAAAUUUGUCAAAGGCUAGCGCCCUUAAUUAUGGACUCAGAUCCUUUGGAUGUACUACCUGCUUGACCUCAAUGGCAACUGGGUAAUGUUGCUUUGAUGGUAUAAUCUGGUACCAAAAAAGAGAAAAACUACACCCAAAUUCUGACUUUAAUAGAGAUUUCUCUAUGUUGUGCUAUAUUUCCUCAAUCAAAAUGUACCCUUUGCUUUCC
Quercus robur (English oak) is the source of this 1224-nucleotide messenger RNA. Its product is annotated as DNA-directed RNA polymerase II subunit RPB7. The record is from RefSeq and is a predicted model, not a curated record. Gene Ontology annotation, molecular function: single-stranded RNA binding; single-stranded DNA binding; translation initiation factor binding. Gene Ontology annotation, biological process: DNA-templated transcription; transcription initiation at RNA polymerase II promoter; positive regulation of translational initiation. Gene Ontology annotation, cellular component: RNA polymerase II, core complex; P-body. NCBI's taxonomy places the organism in Eukaryota, Viridiplantae, Streptophyta, Magnoliopsida, Fagales, Fagaceae. Bases 279 to 809 code for a protein of 176 amino acids. The transcript has 6 exons.